Molecule: messenger RNA, 1196 nt
Organism: Pisolithus orientalis
Lineage: Eukaryota; Fungi; Basidiomycota; Agaricomycetes; Boletales; Pisolithaceae
Exons: 6
Coding region: 281-1072 (263 amino acids)
Source: RefSeq, a predicted model, not a curated record
UCCAAUCAAUUCAAUUGCGAACGAGGCCAUCACAUUCCCACCCCAGAUACUUGGCUGCCUUCCUUGGUUCAUGUUUUAAAGGGUUCAUGGUCUUCAUAUAUAAAUACAGCCCUCUGGGUAGAAUCCCUUCAUCAAGCUCGUUUUCUGUCCACCAACCCCUUCAAAAUUAUGUUCUCUCAGCCUCGGUUCUCGUCCUCAGUCCCCACCCCUGUGAAGGAAUACGACGCGUCUGCUUGUUAUCUUCACUACGAUCUGGAAGACAGCGACUGCUUCCCCCCAGAUGAAGACUUGCUGGCAAAGCGAACAAAUGCUUUGCCACCAGGGUAGGCCGUACGCGGUCUCUUUGCAAUGUGCCAGCCCCUCAUUGUCAUCUUCUGCAUCACUCGCAGUAUUCAUUAUAAUUUUCCUGAGCAGUCGCCCGCAUCGGAUGCACCAGCUAUAUCUGGGUAGUCCACGUUCCGUGUGGAUUACCUGCAAACCGCUACUGUUUUCGGUCACCAGGACAGUGCAGGGAACAUUGAACUGCUACGUGGUCUCGGUUCAAGCCACCGAAGUCAACGUUCCCACCGGACAUCUUGCUCUUCCCCGAGGGUACCUGGGGCCCUUUAGCAAUGAUGCCGGUGCCGUCGUCACCUCUGCCAGUUCAGUUGGCUCUCUCGCCACAGCCGAUACGCUAGCCUUUCCUUCGGGGAUUUCCCAGGUGCUCCCUAACCCAAUUCAGUUUACAAACACCACAGCCUUAGGGCUUCCACAAGUAACGUCACAGCCCUAUCGAAGGCCUUGUGAGUGGAAAGACAACACGAGGCGUAUAUGCGGCAAGGAUUGCUGUCUUGUGGUCUUACUUACACUGCACGAAGGUAUCUCAUUAACUGUGCCAUUUGAUUACUUCCUGUUGCUCAUCCUUUCAUACGAGCUGUUUUUGCUUCACUGUAUAUAUUUGCUCAUGAACUCCACUGAUCCGCUAACGUUGACCAUCACACGCCCACGAACAAAUAGAAGUCAUGUCGGUCGGUUUCGGCUAAAAUAUUGGGUAUUAGUUAAACAAACUUCAAGUGUGGACAGGUUUAUAUAAGAUGGCCACGAGGUAGCCUGCCACAAACUUCAAUGAUCCAGGCCCCGCCGAAACACUACGGAAUUAAGUCACCUCGCCACGAAGUUCCUGUGACGCGGAUACCGGGGGGCAAUAAGCUUCUCAG